AUGAGCACUUCUCGUCAGCCGGCCCUGCCACUCUCCGCCCAUGCUUCAUCAGUAUCACCCGCGACGACAUCGUCUCCAGCCCAAAAUAAUGCGCGCUCCAAUUAUCCCGACAUGCUAGGCGCUCCGACCAUCCCCCCGAGGACCUCGUCGACUCAUCACAGCCAUCGCAGCCCGAACGGUACGUCGGCAGAAAAAAGCUCACGACACGGCAAGAGCAGAGCCGAUCGCAAGGAAAACCGCGACAGGACGCGCGACGAUCGCAAUGGUAAAAGCCGAUCUCGUCGCCAUGACCCUACGGAGGAGGCUGCGCGCGAGGCAGGAAAGUCAAGGACGGCGCCACCAGUGACCAAGUCACACCCAGAGCCCGGUAUGGAGAGCAUCCCCGGACAGGGAACUUUGGUCAAGGAGUCGAGUACCGUGAUCAAUUCAGUGCUGGUCAGUGAUCCUGUCGUGGACCGGGAGAGAGAGCAAGUACGACAAGUGGGUGCGUCGCCCGCGGCCAUGGCCGAAGAGGCGUCCGCAGCUGGUCUGAGUAUGGCUGGGAGCGACGGUGCCGAGGAUGGAGGCCGUGCUGGGCACCGGAGCCGCCAUGAUUACAACAACGGACAUACCGUGAAGCGCAAGGAAACGACAUUCGGACAGUACAUUCUGGGACAAACCCUAGGUGAGGGUGAGUUCGGCAAGGUCAAGCUGGGAUGGAAGAGGGAUGGAAGCAUCCAGGUGGCUAUCAAGCUCAUCCGAAGAGAAUCGCUGGGAUCCAACCCCAGCCGGCUCCCGAAGAUCUACCGAGAAAUCUCGAUUCUACGCGACCUAUCUCACCCCAACAUUGUCCGCCUUCAUGAAAUGGUUGAAACCGACCGUCACAUCGGAAUCAUCAUGGAAUAUGCGUCUGGGGGCGAACUGUUCGACUACAUCUUGAACAACCGGUAUCUCAAGGACAAUUCUGCGCGCCGGCUGUUUGCUCAGCUAGUGUCGGGCGUUGGCUAUCUCCACAAAAAGGGCAUUGUGCACCGAGACCUCAAGCUGGAGAACUUGCUGCUCGACCGAAACCGCAACAUCAUCAUCACCGACUUUGGCUUUGCCAAUACCUUCAAUCCAACAGACCCCCUGGAUGAAGAGAUCGAAUACAACCUCACCAACAAGGAAUACGUGAAGCGCAAGCGGCUGGACAAGCCGGGGCCCAAUGGGCUGCGACGAGGGGAUCUGAUGCAAACAAGUUGUGGUAGCCCCUGCUACGCUGCUCCUGAGCUGGUUGUCAGUGAUUCUCUGUAUACCGGCCGGAAAGUGGACGUAUGGAGCUGCGGUGUUAUUUUGUACGCCAUGUUGGCUGGAUAUCUUCCCUUCGACGACGACCCGGCCAAUCCAGACGGUGACAACAUUAAUCUUUUGUACAAAUACAUUGUCACCACGCCCCUCACAUUCCCAGAAUACGUGACUCCACAUGCCCGUGAUCUUCUGCGACGGAUAUUGGUCCCCGACCCACGAAAACGAGCCGAUCUGUUCGAGGUCGCCCGUCACAGCUGGCUGAGCGAGUAUUCGCAUAUUGUGUCCCACAUCACCAGCAGCACAACUAACGUCGCGGACAUUGCCAACACGACAAUACCGGCCGAAGCCCAAGAUGGACCGUCUCUCGGACGAAGCCACUCCGUCCGCGAGCCGCCAAAGACGCACCAGAGUACCGCUCCAGCAGUUGGUGGACUGAACCAUCACGCUGGAGAUGUUUCCCAAGACUCGCCAACCGACAAAUCCAAGAAUACGCGGGACGCCAAACGGAGAACUGUGCAGGUCGAGUACGUUGCUCCUCAGUCGCAGACAGCCAGAGGGGAGCCGCCAUCAGACGCGUCCGGGUCGCGCAGCCGAGGCCCUGUCUCAUCAGAAGCCCCAGCGGUGAUCCAGCAGCCGGCAGAGCCAGCUUUCAAGGGUGGUUAUGCACCAGCAGUCACUUCUGAGAAGCCCCCAUCCGCACACAUUCCUCGUUCGUCCUCCGACAAUGCGACAUUUGGCGGCCAGACUACGGCAAUGCCGCAAAGUACACGACCCACGACCGGUGGCUCCAUGGCCUCUCUCAACACUGGUCGUCUGCCCUCUCGAGGCUCCUACGGACAGCCAGUUGCUCCGACAGUCACAGCCACGAAUACUGAAGGACGGCUGGCACAGCCGAAGAGCAAGCAGUUUGCACUCCCACAGAACCAGGCCCAGUCAUCAAGCACGUCGAUUGGCCGCCCAAGCACCCAACAGCUACCCUCAUCAUUCAAUCCGACUCCCCGGCAGGAGCCGCCGGCCAAGGGCCACAAGAGGUCCAACACCGUUUCCAGCCUUGGCGAAAAGCUCUUUGGCCGCUCGGGUUCAAUCUUGGGUGGUCGUGGUUCUCAGCCGAAUCCCGUUCGCCCCUCAAAACACGACAGGCGUUAUCCUCCUACCAGCAUGAGCAAUGCUCUCCCGAGAGAAAAGUCACGAACAUCCAUGGACUCGCGACGAUCGGUGCAGAAUUCGCACAGCCGCAAGGCAAGCGAAGCUGGCGGAGAAGGCCGUCCCCGUCGGUUCUCCCUUCUCCCGCCGUCCUUCUCCUUCCGAACCUUCUCUUCUGGCCGGGCCCAGACACCCGAUGAAACAUCACAGACGGUUCGCCCCGUGGAGUCUCGUGGCCAACAGCGUCCAUCCACAGGACCGGCCGGCCCUGCUCCCAACCGUGCCCGCGCGACGAGCUAUGGAACGCAAGACGCCAUGGGAAUUGUUAGUGAGGGGCCUGGAGAGGAUGUCUACCAUGACCAAGAACAGCUCAGCUACGAGGCUCAGAUCGACCAACAAUUUGCGGUUCUGGGAUCCCAUUUCCACGACCAGCAGGAACCUUACGGUGGCCACUCUUCCGAGCAUGUCUAUGAGAACAGCGGUGAUCAAUACUCCGGCCAGCACCACAACUACCAGUCCAAGUCGAAUUACUACGACGACUACAGUGGCACCUACGAUAGUUUGCCACGGCAGUCGAUACAGGCAGGUCGGUCUGGGCGUGGACCAGGGGUCUUACAGAAAAACCGCAAAUUUGCCGAUGCUUACGAGUAUGAGCGGGAUCUGUCUCACCACUCUGGCAGCUCUGGCGCAGCGCGCAAAGUCAUGGAUUUCUUCCGCAGACGUGCCAAGUCCAGGGCAGGUGAUGAACGGUAA
Messenger RNA from Penicillium alfredii, 3162 nucleotides. Its product is annotated as putative serine/threonine protein kinase (Kin4). The record is from RefSeq and is a predicted model, not a curated record. The coding region runs from base 1 to 3162 and encodes 1053 amino acids. NCBI's taxonomy places the organism in Eukaryota, Fungi, Ascomycota, Eurotiomycetes, Eurotiales, Aspergillaceae. Gene Ontology annotation, biological process: protein phosphorylation; intracellular signal transduction; microtubule cytoskeleton organization. The transcript has 3 exons. Gene Ontology annotation, molecular function: ATP binding; protein serine/threonine kinase activity; tau-protein kinase activity. Gene Ontology annotation, cellular component: cytoplasm.